Molecule: messenger RNA, 5364 nt
Organism: Xyrichtys novacula (pearly razorfish)
Lineage: Eukaryota; Metazoa; Chordata; Actinopteri; Labriformes; Labridae
Source: the annotation of a GenBank genome assembly
GAGAGAGUUAGGAGGAGAGAGUAAACUCAAAUUAUUGUUGAAACUCGGUGCACUGUGAGCCGGGGAAGUGUUGGUUAUAGCAGCCUGAGGACAUGGGAGUCUCCCAUGGCAAGAAGGUAAGUUAGCUGAUUUUUAUUAUUACUUUGGCUUUUUCUCCAUGAGACACACGGAUGUUGUUGUAGAACAAUCUGGAAAAAACGUCCAUGUGGUAAAAUAUUCUCUUGGCAUGCAUUGAUCGUUUGAUAAAGGUUAAAAAGCCUGGAAGACAAUCAGUGUUUCAUAAUGUUUUGUGUGUCAUUGCAAAUUAAUUACGCUAAUUGUGUGUUCCUAACGAUCGUAGUUGUGCAGAACUUUUUACACUCAGUUACAUAUUUCCUGAGGACAGUAAGGGCUUAAACCAAACACAUCUUUAACCAACAAAAUAAGAGCCUUUCCAUCCCUGAAGUGUGGGCCUCAGAGAGUGUUUAUCCCGUCACGUCCUAUUAAUUCUUCUCCACACAUAUCCACCGUUGAAGAUUUAGCCAAACAGCACGACUCUCCCCUCAUCAGGCAAACAGCAGCCAGCAGCAGAGUUGUCAUUAAAAUGCCUCAUUUAGAUUCUACUUUUUCCCUCAUUCUGACAACUUACUGUCAUCUUGUUUAAACUUUACUUUUUUUGCUGCUUUGUAAACACAUGACUAUGCUUUUUUUUUUUUUUUAAUCCAAAUUGCAACCAACACCGAGGCUACAACAAACAUUAUGUAACAUACAUUAGAGUGAAUAUGUUCCAACAGAUCAAGCAAAAUCAGAGCAAAAUGCAAAGCUGCUGUAUUUUCCACACUUAAAUAACUAUUUGAUAUUUAAUUAAACAACAAUAUCUGAAACAGUAAUUUGAUUUACCAGGUCAGAGUAAAUCCCACAGGGGAAAUAAUCCUUUGCUUGGCUAUUAAUUCUGCUCAAACUCCAGUAAAUGAGGAGCUCAAAGGGGAUCAAACUGUGUUUUGUUUGAUGCUGUCAUUAAUGAGGUGGCAGCCCUCCACCUCGCCCGUCAGCCCGCUCGCUCGCUUCACUGGACAUGUGGAACUGGACACUUCAUUUGUCUGUCAGCAUCAUAAUGCGGCUUUUGUGGAGCCUCUGAAAUCACCUCCACUUACAGUUGACUGUUUGAAACUGGGCUGUUGACCUGACUGUGAAACUUUUAUGUGUUACCUUUCUCAUCGUGGACUUUAAUUUUGAAAGAAAAGAAACGAUCUUUUGAUAAGCAGAUAAGUACAUUGUGUUUGACAUAUAAUUGGCUUUUCUUGUUUGACAGAAAGAUCUCCAACACUCGCCACACAGAAGCAAGACACACCUGAGCAAGUCUGGUGAGAAAUCUUUAUAAUCAAUACGAUGCUGUGGGGUGUUGCUCCGUUUUUGAUCUUUUCCUUUCAUCGAGGACUACAGUAGACGUAGUUUUUUUUUUUUUUCCAUUGAUGCAGUAAAUCUUACAUAGAAAGAUUUUAAAGUGUUUUUUUUUUUGUAAAGUAAGUUUCUGUAUGUUGUUUAUUUUAUACCUGGGCAAGUUCUGGGCAGAUCAAUACACCAACUGUAUUUUCCUUAAAGGUUCAUUUCAAGUAUCAUCGACUUGACUUUAAAAAGCUACAUGUCCACAAAGGAGGGAUUAUUUUUGUUUACUGGAGGUGCAUUUUGUUGCAGUUGUGGGCAGCAAAACUCAAUGAUUUUUCCUCUGCUACUUCAUAAAUCCAUUCUGUUUUCUUUUGGUAGAAAGCAUAACAUUUUAGAUCGGUACACUUUUACUUUUUUAAAGCUCCUGUGAGAAACUCUCAGUUUGUGUGUAUUUUGGCUCAGACAAAGCACUUUUUGCUUUUGUCGUCCCAGAUAUGCUAUAAUAUCAUUCUUCUGAUGGUUAAAUCUAUAAUUUAUUGUGAAUAUGUAAUGUGAAGAAAGCUGCUUAGCUGACACCUACCCCCAUUAAACAUUACAGCAUGAAAAUCGUCCUUUUUAUUUGCCCCUGAUGGUCUUGUUUUUGUACAGUACCAUCUCGAUAUCAUUAAGUCUAUUUCAUAAAGGUAAAAAAACUCCUGACAGGAGCUUUAAUUGAUAAGGUGAUACCUAUAGCGUUUAGCACAAAGUGAAGUGGUAUUCCCUGCUAAAAGUAUUUAACUGCACAUGUUUUCUUUCCAAUGAAAUUCAGUAUUCUGAAUUUAACAAUUUUAGGUUUUUGCGGCCUUGUUUGUUGUUGUUGAUUUACUCUGCAAGUUUUGGUUUGUAUAAACUUUACUGCACAAAACCAAGUAUUUUUAAGUAAGUAAGUUCCCAAUUCUCCUCUCACCACUUUGAAACUUUUAUUAAAUAAAAUUGAUAUUAGAUAUCAAAUAAAUGUUUUUUUCUCUCUGUUUGUUGUCAGAGAAAAACUUUGAGGAGGUUACAGUGAAACAGGAUGAUCUUUAGGAUGCGGUUUACUGUCUUAAUUUGCAGAAGUGUUUUAUUGGUUGUUACUGUCAUAAAAGAGUUAAAGGGAUGAUCCAGAAUCUAGGUCAAUAAACAUUUAUUAUAUUUGCUUAGUAUUUACCCAUGUUACCUCAGUAAAAUCCACACAUUUUAGCUUAAACAUAUUCAAACAUUUGAGUCUGAUCUUUUAUCACUUUAGCAGAUUAAAAACCAUUAUCUCCCUUUUAUCAAGAAGUGGAUUUAAAACCCUCAGACACGAACCACACUUUGUUCUGAACAAACUCAGUAGUUAUGUUGUUCUACUAUUUGUUAAUGUUAUUACACUUUUACAUUAGCACGCUGCUCAUUGUGUAGCUAACAGAGACAUGGCAUUGACUUUGUGACCUCUUCCUCUUUUUUUUUAUUGGUAGUCUUUGUUUCAACAUUGUCCGAGGCAGCUCCUGUAGACAGAGUUGAUGCUGCUUAGCAACAGUGAAUGGACCAGCUUUAAAAGUCUGGCCAAGUUUUUAUAUCUCUGACCUUAAACACGGUGAGCUAAGUUAUACAACAUUGUAUAAUCCAACAUUUACUGAAGCCAAUUUUUCUCUUCCUCAGUGUCAGUGGAAAGCCAAAAUGUUGUUUUCAUAUCACUGUUUUCCUAUAGAGUGACCAUAUGUCCUCUUUUACCCGGACAUGUCCUCUUCUGGGGCUAUCUGGCCUGUCCAGGGGAGUUUAUAACAUCCUUAAAAUGUCCAGGGUUUUGUAUGAAAGUUUUGAGUUUGUGUAGUGUGGACUAACCGAGUUAGAAGCGUGUAAAAAUCACUCAACCUGACCCGAAAAACCCUCAAAAUUUUGCACGCGACUCCAUCGCUUGCUUCUCUUUUUGGGGAAUUAGCAUACGGUCACCCUAGUUUUCCAGAAUUGCAAUUUGUUUUAGGAAUCUGACCCCUGUGACCAUAGUUAACAUCCUCAAUGACUUGACUUGAAAAUACAACAGAUGAGGAAAAUCUGAAGGGACAUCAGGCUGUUUCUCAAGGAAAUACAAAGUUUUCAUGAGCCAAUAGCUACCAUCAGACAUCAGUGAAAGUUAGCAUGAGGUAACUUCCUAGCUAAGAUUACACUUAGAUGUACACUUCUUGUGAAAGGUGUAAAAUUAUGCUAACAGUGAAGCAACUAAGAAAUAUAUACUUAGAUUUUAGCGGGCUAACCCAUUAGCAUAGCCUACCUGGCCAGCAAAACUUAAAAGCUGAUCUAAUGGUAAUGUUCACGAGGAGUUAAACCCUUUCUUGUUGUCAAAUGGUAUAUUAUACAACUGUUGUGUUAGUGAGUGAAAAUAUUUAAACAUUUUCUUGUGCGUUAGGCGUUAAUUUAUGCUAACAGUGAAGUAACUAAGAAAUUUACAGGCCUACUGUGACUAUUACCUUGGUCUUCAGCAGGCUAACUCAUGAGCAUAGCCUACCAGUUGAACAAAACUUACAAGCUGAUCUAAUGUUAAUGUUUGCAAGGAGUUUAACCCUUUCUUGAUGUCAAAAUGAUAUUUUAUACAACUGUUGUGUUAGUGAGUGAAAAUAUUUAAACAUUUUCUUGUGCAAAGGCAUUAAUUUAUGCUAACAGUGAAGUAACUAAGAAAUUUAUACAAUACCUAUUAUCUUGGUCUUUAGUGGGCUAACUCAUUAGCAUAACCUUCCUGGUCAACAAAACUUAGGAGCUGAUCUAAUGGUUAUAUUUGCCUGGAGUUGAACCCUUUCUUGUUGUCAAAUGGUAUUUUAUACGACUAUUGUGUUAGUGAGUGAAACUUUUUAGUAACUUUUUAGCUGUUGUCUAAAAGAGUUUUUGACUUGUAACCUGUAACAACACAGUGUAAAACAGGCUCACAGCAUUCAAGCCUGAGAGUAAGGUCAGACGACAUUGUAUGUAACCACUAUGUAUGGUUAUGGGGUUAUGUAUGUACAUGUACAUUUAUAUAUAUAUGGCUCAGAGAUAUCAUGUGAAUCAAGAUUUUGUCUCUUUGCACUGUCAGAAAUGCAGACACAUCAAACUGAACAGCAGGAUCUGUACUCAGAGUUUCGGGCUCCUCUGCUGCACAGUGAAGACGAGAGCUGUGAUCUCAUCAAACCUCAAAAACCUCACAACCCUGUAACAGCCUCCAAGAGCCACCAGGAGCUCCACAGGGAACUGCGACUGACCCACAACAGGUUGAAGUGACUCCCAGACAGUCAUUAACGCUUCCUCUCGAGUUUCGUAGUUCAUUCACAGAUUAUGAAGUCUAUUAUUUCUCUGUCAGGAGAGUUCUGCACGAAGGAAAGGGUGAACUCCAAAGGGCUCUAGAAAAAAGAAAAUGGGAACAAAGGAUGAAGGCGAGCAGGGAUGAGGAUGAGGCACAGAGGAGCAGCUCAUCACUUCAACAAGAACUGUUGAGGAGACAGCAGAGGCUUGAAAAGGUUUGCAUUAAACACACUUUAGAAAUCUUUGGAUCUUAUUUAAGAAGCUGACAUUUAAUCAAAGCAUCUGUCCUGAGAGCAUUAUAGAUUGUGUUUGAUAAAACAACUGUGUUUCUCCCAAGAUGUAAAGCCAUUUAGAGCAUGAACAUGUUCUGCAGUCAGCCAGUAGAGGGCAUUGUCGCCAUUUUGUCACACAUACUGCAGGUCUGUCUCAGCUCCCACUGAAGAACCACUGACAGACACUUUCAGUACGCUGUCCGUGUCCUUGCUGCAAGAUCAGACAGAAAACUGGAUUGAAUCUGUUAACCCUCUAAUCUAAAAGCUUUUAUUCUAAACCUGAAAAGUUUCUUUUGACUGUGGCUCUGAAUAAUAAGCUCCAAACAUGACUUUGUAUUUAUUCCCUUCACAGCAAGAGAGAGACAAAGAGCAACAGCGAGAGGGACCAGAGUUCCUCCAGGUCAAAGAGAAACUGAGAAGAACGGCUGUGCUGAAUGCAGGACAAAAAGAAGUGUGA